GCCGCGUCUCCAAGCCUCGGCUGCUCUCCGCCCCCCGCCCUUUUCUUCCCUCCCAGUGGCGGCCUCCCUCCUUCUCCCCCCUACCCGUCCGCCCGCCCGCCACCUCCCCCCGGUUUCUCGUUUCUGCCACUAGCGCGCUCGGCGGCUCAUUCCUCGGCCGCCGCCAGCAGAGGGGAGCGACGCGGGCGGAGGAGCAGACGCAGCGGGGGCCGCUCGCAGCCGCCGCCGACUUGUGAAUGGGACCCGGACUGGGGCCGGGGCUGACAGCUCUGCGCCCGCCCUGCGCCAGGGGCCAACGACCGGGUGGUUGCGUCCGCCGCAAGGGGCCCAGAAAUCACUGUGAUUUUGGCUUGGUGGCCCCGUGACAUUCAUUCCUGUCAUCAUCUGUUGAGUGACCAAUCAGAUGGGUGGAGUGUGUUAUAGAAAUUGGCAGCAAGUAUCCAAUGGGUGAAGAAGGAAGCUUUUCUUUCCCUACACCCUGUUUCUGCCUUGGAACUGGUGGACUAUGGACCAAAACAGCGAGCCAAAAUAAACUGCUCCUUCUUUAAAUUAAGCUGACUGGGGAAGUAGGCAGCCCUGACGUGAUGUGCUCAGAAAGUGAAGACAUUCCAUUCAAAGAAAGGUCUGCUUGACGCAUCUGGGAAGCCAUCGUCAGACAGAACUGCCACUUGGUUGGUGGAAGGGGUGACAGCUGCAUUCCCUUGUGCCUACCACGUAACCAAAAAUGAAGGAGAACUAUUGUUUACAAGCUGCCCUGGUGUGCCUGAGCAUGCUGUGCCACAGCCAGGCAUUUGCCCUUGAGCGACGAAGCCACCUGCAUCCCUCAUUCCAUGGGCACCAAGAGAGAGGCAAGGAAGGGCAGGUGCUGCAGCGCUCUAAGAGAGGCUGGGUCUGGAACCAAUUCUUCGUGAUAGAGGAGUACACUGGGCCUGAUCCUGUGCUUGUGGGCAGGCUGCAUUCUGAUCUUGACACUGGUGAUGGGAAGAUUAAAUACAUUCUCUCAGGUGAAGGAGCUGGAACCAUUUUUGUGAUUGAUGACAAAUCAGGGAACAUUCAUGCCACCAAGACGUUGGACCGGGAGGAAAAAGCCCAGUAUACACUGAUGGCUCAAGCGGUGGACAGGGAAACAAACCGACCACUGGAGCCAGCUUCCUCAUUCAUUGUCAAGGUCCAGGACAUUAAUGACAACCCACCGGAGUUUCUACAUGAGAUCUAUUAUGCCAACGUGCCUGAAAGGUCCAAUGUGGGAACAUCGGUGAUCCAGGUAACAGCUUCUGAUGCAGAUGACCCCACCUAUGGAAAUAGUGCCAAGUUAGUGUACAGUAUCCUUGAAGGACAACCUUACUUUUCAGUGGAGGCACAGACAGGUAUCAUUAGAACAGCUCUCCCCAACAUGGACAGAGAAGCCAAGGAGGAAUACCAUGUGGUAAUCCAGGCCAAGGACAUGGGUGGACAUAUGGGUGGACUCUCAGGAACUACCAAAGUGAUGAUCACUCUGACCGAUGUCAAUGACAACCCACCAAAGUUUCCUCAGAGCGUAUACCAGAUGUCUGUGUCAGAAGCAGCUGUCCCUGGGGAGGAAGUAGGAAGAAUGAAAGCUAAAGACCCAGACAUUGGAGAAAAUGGCUUAGUCACAUACAAUAUUGUUGAUGGAGAUGGUAUGGAACUGUUUGAAAUCACAACAGACUAUGAAACACAGGAGGGUGUGGUGAAGCUGAAAAAGCCUGUAGAUUUUGAAACCAAAAGAGCAUAUAGUUUGAAAGUAGAGGCAGCCAAUGUGCACUUCGACCCAAAGUUCAUCAGUAAUGGACCUUUCAAGGACACUGUCACAGUCAAGAUCGCUGUUGAAGAUGUUGACGAGCCCCCCAUGUUCUUGGCUCCAAGUUAUAUCCAUGAAGUCCAAGAAAAUGCAGCCCCUGGCACUGUGGUUGGGAGAGUGCAUGCCAAAGACCCUGAUGCUGCCAACAGUCCAAUAAGGUAUUCAAUUGAUCGUCAUACUGACCUCGACAGGUUUUUCACUAUUAAUCUAGAGGAUGGUUUUAUUAAAACCACAAAACCUCUGGAUAGAGAAGAAACUGCCUGGCUCAACAUCUCUGUCUUUGCAGCAGAAAUCCACAACCGACAUCAGGAAGCCAAAGUCCCAGUGGCCAUUAGAGUGCUUGAUGUCAAUGAUAAUGCUCCCAAGUUUGCUGCCCCCUAUGAAGGCUUCAUCUGUGAGAGUGAUCAGACCAAACCACUUUCCAACCAGCCAAUUGUUACAAUUAGUGCAGAUGACAAGGAUGACACAGCCAAUGGACCAAGAUUUAUCUUCAGCCUACCCCCUGAAAUCAUUCACAAUCCAAAUUUCACAGUCAGAGACAACAGAGAUAACACAGCAGGAGUGUAUGCCCGGCGAGGAGGGUUCAGUCGGCAGAAGCAGGACUUAUACCUCCUGCCCAUAGUGAUCAGCGAUGGAGGCAUUCCGCCCAUGAGUAGUACCAACACCCUCACCAUCAAAGUCUGCGGGUGUGACAUGAAUGGGGUGCUGCUCUCCUGUAAUGCUGAGGCGUACAUCCUGAAUGCUGGUCUAAGCACAGGGGCGCUCAUCGCCAUCCUCGCCUGCAUCGUCAUUCUCCUGGUCAUUGUAGUUUUGUUUGUGACCCUGAGAAGACAAAAGAAAGAACCACUCAUUGUUUUUGAGGAGGAAGAUGUCCGUGAGAACAUCAUUACCUAUGAUGAUGAAGGGGGUGGUGAGGAAGACACAGAAGCCUUUGAUAUCGCCACCCUCCAGAACCCAGAUGGUAUCAAUGGAUUUAUUCCCCGCAAAGACAUCAAACCUGAGUACCAGUACAUGCCUAGACCUGGGCUCCGGCCAGCACCCAACAGCGUGGAUGUGGAUGACUUCAUCAACACUAGGAUACAGGAGGCAGACAAUGAUCCCACCGCCCCUCCCUAUGACUCCAUCCAAAUCUAUGGCUACGAAGGCAGGGGCUCAGUGGCUGGGUCCCUGAGCUCCUUAGAGUCUGCAACCACAGAUUCAGACUUGGACUAUGACUAUCUACAGAACUGGGGACCUCGUUUUAAGAAAUUAGCAGACUUGUAUGGUUCCAAAGACACUUUUGAUGAUGAUUCUUAACAAUAAAGAUACAAAUUUGGCCUUAAAGAACUGUGUCUGGCAUUCUCAAGAAUCUAGAAGAUGUGUAAACAGGUAUUUUUUUAAAUCAAGGAAAGGCUCAUUUAAAACAAGCAAAGUUUUACAGAGAGG
Molecule: messenger RNA, 3244 nt
Organism: Heterocephalus glaber (naked mole-rat)
Lineage: Eukaryota; Metazoa; Chordata; Mammalia; Rodentia; Bathyergidae
Gene: Cdh11
Product: cadherin 11
Biological process (GO): cell morphogenesis; adherens junction organization; cell migration
Cellular component (GO): adherens junction; catenin complex; plasma membrane
Molecular function (GO): calcium ion binding; beta-catenin binding; cadherin binding
Source: RefSeq, a predicted model, not a curated record